UAAUUACGAACAUUCAGCCAGACACACCAUGAUGAGCUUCACUUUAGUCGCCUCCAUUCUAUACAGCCUCAGCUGGAUCUCUGUCUCGCUUUCUGAGUAUCAGACUGUGGAGGCUCAGCCUGGUGAAGAAGUCACACUGAGGAUUACGAAUAUGACCAAAUAUGACACUGCGACAUUCUGGUUCAGGCUGGUCAAUAGAACCAACACCAGCUGUAUCUCUAUCAUGUUAAAAACUACAGUUGAAUUAUGUGAUGGAUAUGACAGCAGAAGAUUUGAAAUGAGCUCCGACAUCUCCACUGUCUCUCUCAAAAUCAAACAUGUGGAUUCAUCUGACUCUGGACUGUAUUUAUGUGGAUUUUACAAUUCUGGAAAACCACAUUUCAGUGUGAUACGCUUAAAUGUAAAAGGUAGUGAUGAGCCACAUGAUGACGUGAUCAGCAAGUGUACAAUUGAGUCUAACGGAGUUGCAAAGAUGACGAGUGCGAUCCUGGGUGGUCUGACUGUUUGCCUUCUAAUGGUCAUUAUCGUUCUCGUUGUUCAAAACAGGAAACUGCAGACAGCUGAUAAAGAAGAUCACAAUCCACAGCAAAGUGAGAACGUGAGCUGUGAUGAGCUGAACUACGCAGCAGUGACAUUUCGACCAAAAGCAAAAAGGAGAGCGCCUGAGCCAAAUGUUGUUUAUGCUGCCACCAGAUAGACUCAGGAGGCAACUGGAAAUGAUGCUGUGUCAUGUUAAUAUGCUUUGAUUGUGACAGCAAGAACCACUGAUACCAACACAUUUCAUUUUGCAAUAAAGAUCUGAUGUUCAUACAUGUCAA
Scatophagus argus is the source of this 818-nucleotide messenger RNA. RefSeq lists its product as uncharacterized. The transcript is spliced from 6 exons. Bases 29 to 697 code for a protein of 222 amino acids. NCBI's taxonomy places the organism in Eukaryota, Metazoa, Chordata, Actinopteri, Scatophagidae. The record is from RefSeq and is a predicted model, not a curated record.